CGCCACGUAACCAGGCCUUGCACGCACCCACGCUUCCGUCAAAACCAUCAGACCUGGGAAAAAAUAGAUUCAGAGUUUGGCACAUCAUGCCGCAGGUUUACGGUGCCUCGGAGACAGAUCGGGCAGAUCGGCCACAACACGCCGGCCCACGUCACCAGGAAGUGCCGACAGGCAGCGCAACAUGCGGCAGAGCCGGAGGGGGUGAUUCAGACGCUUCCACCCGACGCAAACCAAGCGAUAACGCUCCAGGGGCUGCGGGGGUCACACCUGUCACGCGGGAGGAGCAGCAGGCCUUGAGAAAGCAGCGGCGCGAUCGUGCCCGGGAAGCGAAGAUCGCGCAGACUAUGAUGAAGAACAAGUCGUGCCAGCUGCAGCUGCAGCAGCAGAAGCAAGGGGGAGGCGGCGGAAAGAAAAAGAAGCGUCGCUGGGCACCGGGGCAGCGCGGGAUGGGCACGCUAAAGGCUAAAGCUGAGCAUGAGGCCGCGGCGGUGUUUGACCAGUGGCUCCGGGUCAAGCUCGCCGCCUGGAAGGAGGGAAGGGUGCCGGCGAAUCCUGAUGGUGGAGGGAGCAGCCUUGCGCGGCCGCCGGAAGAGAGUGGGGUCACGGAGGAGAUUGACUUCGACCCCUCCCAGGACGAGAUAGCCUUUCCGCCCAGUCUUAGUGCCCAGCAGCGACGCCAGAUCCACGGAUUGGCGAUGGAGCUGGCGCUUUUCCACGCCUCGAGCGGGGCAGACCCAAACAGGCACGUCAUCAUCUCCAGAACAGGGGUUUUUCAGGGGAAGAUACUUACACGCGGCGGGAGCAAAUGGUACAAGCCCGGUGUCGCCGCCCCUGUGGUAAAACGGUUCGCGAUGCAGCCAGGUCAUGAAGCGAUUGCGGAGCCCUUUUUGGUCGCCUUGCGCAGCUUCCACGCGAGCGUUCAGCUUCAUGAGCCGGGGUUUGAGCAGUGGCUCAGGGCCAACGUGCCGCCAACCAGCCUCCCCAAUGCUUACGGCUAUGCGGCUGCCCCUGAAUUUGAGGUGGAAAAGGCCCAGACAGCCUUCUUGGAGUGGCCGCUGCUGCAUGAAGUGGAGUACGAGUACGUCGACACUCCAGCUAAGCUCUCCGCCCUUGCUGAGGACCUGAAUGCGUGCCGAGAGUGGAGCUUCGAUGUGGAAGCCCACAACGCUCGAACGUACCAUGGGUUGGUGUGCCUCCUUCAAAUAUCCACGGAAUGGAAGGACUACGUCGUCGACCCCCUCGCCGAAGGCAUGUGGGACAACAUGGGCCUUCUCAGGGAUGCGUUUGGAAACCCGGACGUCUUGAAGAUCGGUCACUCCAUUCGCAGCCUGGACGUCCCCAGCCUGUUCCGCGACUUUGGCUUCGUCAUCGUCAACGCCGUCGACACGGAGGAAGCAGUGCACGCCCUCGGAGAAAAGCAAUCCGCUCUAGAGAAGGUGUUGAUCAACGCGGGCGUGAGGGAGCCUCACGACAUGGCCGGCAUGAAGCAGGACAUGAAGUCGUGCGACUGGCGCGAACGCCCCCUGUCGGAGGAGAAGCUGGUGUACGCGAGGUGCGACUCCCACUACCUCAUCCCGCUCUGGCGACUCCUGCGGGCGCGGCUGCUGGCGGCAGAUACUUUGCCGAGUCGCCAGGACGGCGGAGAGGAGGAGGACGGCAGGGAGGAGGCGGCGCUGCUGGAGAUCAAGCACCGUUUGGACGAGGACCAUCGCCGGCAAGAGGGGGCCCGCCAGAUGCAACUUCCUCCACAGUCUCCCCCCCCCCCCACGGGGGGUGCU
Messenger RNA from Ectocarpus sp. CCAP 1310/34, 1778 nucleotides. NCBI's taxonomy places the organism in Eukaryota, Phaeophyceae, Ectocarpales, Ectocarpaceae. The record is from the annotation of a GenBank genome assembly.